This is a messenger RNA of Polychytrium aggregatum, 2922 nucleotides long. Its product is annotated as DNA topoisomerase 3-beta-1-like protein. Gene Ontology annotation, biological process: DNA topological change. Lineage: Eukaryota; Fungi; Chytridiomycota; Chytridiomycetes; Polychytriales. Gene Ontology annotation, molecular function: DNA binding; DNA topoisomerase type I (single strand cut, ATP-independent) activity. The transcript has 22 exons. The record is from RefSeq and is a predicted model, not a curated record. Gene Ontology annotation, cellular component: nucleus. Bases 5 to 2758 code for a protein of 917 amino acids.
CGACAUGGCUCCUCCGCUGGUGCUCAUGGUGGCAGAGAAGCCAUCGCUCGCCGAGAGCAUAGCCAAGAUCCUAUCGUCUGGAGAGUGCGUCUCGCGAUCUGGGAUCAGCUGCAAUGUUUGGGAAUAUACCGCCAAAUUUAUGUGUGAGCCCGCGCAGUACCGGGUGACCUCGGUGUUGGGGCAUGUCUUUUCAUGCGACUUUCCAAAGAAAUAUAACAACUGGGAGUCGGUCCCGCCCAUCGAGCUGUUUGAGGCCCCUGUCGAGCAAGUCGAGGCCAACCCAAAGAGCCGCAUUGUUCAGCAUCUCGUCAACGAAUCGAGAGGGAUGGACUACCUGAUCCUGUGGCUGGACUGCGACCGCGAAGGCGAGAACAUCUGCUACGAAGUCAUUCGGUGCGUCCGCAACGGCUUCAAACCUCGGGAGCGCACCAAGGGGCCCAAAACCUAUGCCACCACCGACAUUGGUGCCGACGAGCGAAUCUUCAGAGCAAAGUUUUCAGCUAUCACAUCGUAUGACAUCAAGCGAGCGCUGCGACACCUCGUUGCCCCAAACGAAAACGAAGCCAAGGCCGUGGAUGUGCGUCAGGAGCUCGAUCUGAAGAUCGGAUGCGCCUUCACCCGGUUCCAAACUCGGUUCUUCCAGGGCAAGUAUGCCAACCUGGACUCAAGCUUGAUAUCGUUUGGGCCCUGCCAGACGCCAACCCUCGCACUGUGCGUCAAACGGCACGACGAAAUACUUGGUUUCGUCCCAGUGCCGUACUGGACCAUCACAGGUCAGAUCAAGGUGGCCAGACGGACCAUCACGAUCACUUGCGAGCAAGGCCGCAUGUUUGACCGAAACCACGCCAUCGGCAUCAAGAACUCAUUCAAGGUCCCGGCCAAGGCCAAGGUUGUUGCCAUCGUAUCUGAGAAGCGCACGGUACCGCCGCCUGUAGCCCUCAACACCGUGGAGCUGCUCAAGAGCGCAUCGGCCUGGCUCGGCAUCAGUCCAAGCGAUGCAAUGUAUAUCGCCGAGCGGCUGUAUAUGCAAGGCUACAUCUCCUAUCCCAGAACAGAGACGUCAAAAUAUCCCCUACACUUUGACCUCAAGGCAGCUCUUAUCAUUCAGAAAGACCACUCGCAGUGGGGUGUUUAUGCUUGUGACAUUCUGGACAACACCAAUUCAUUCUCCAUCUCGACCGGACAGGACCACGGAGACCAUCCGCCAAUCACCCCAACUCGAUGCGCCGAGGAGAUGGAGCUUGGGGGCGGCGACCUCUGGAGACUAUACGACUUUAUCACACGGCACUUCAUCGGCACUCUGUCGCCGAGCCUUCAAUAUGCCAAAACCACCGCCCGGAUUGCGAUCAGCGGAAGCGACUCGGAUGUCCAUUCUGCCACCUUUCAUUUCAGCUGCAGCAGGGUCAAGAAACCCGGUUUCACCAAUGUGAUGCACUGGAAGUCCAUGUCCGACGAGAUUCUGCCAGCCGAGAUCCAAGAGGGCUCGGUGUUUGAUGUCGUCGACAUUGCCAUGAAGGAAGGCAAAACAGAGCCCCCGGAGUACUUGACAGAAAGCGAUCUUAUUGACCAGAUGGAGAAGCUGGGCAUCGGUACGGAUGCGAGUAUGGCUGUGCACAUAUCAAACAUUGUCAAUCGAAAAUAUGUGCAAAUCCAUGGCAAGCAGCGAUACUUGGUUCCGACGAAUCUCGGCAUCGUCUUGAUUCAUGGAUACCAGAAAAUCGAUCCGGAUCUGGCGCUGCCGACGCUCCGCUCAUCGAUGGAGGCGCGGAUCAAACUGAUUGCCGACGGCAAGGCCAAGUACUCGGAUGUUCUGAAGGAGGCCAUACAAGUAUACUCGUCAAAGUUUGAUACGUUCACCAAGAAGAUCGAGAACAUGGAUCACCUCUUCGAAGCCACAUUUUCUCCUCUGGCGUCCUCUGAGAAGCCAUUUUCCAAGUGUGGCAGGUGUCUGCGCUACAUGCACUACAUCAACCUGAAUCCUCCCCGACUGCACUGUCGCAAUUGCAACGACACUUACAGUCUGCCACCGAACGGCAACAUAAAGCUUUUCAAAGAACUCAAGUGCCCCCUUGACAACUUUGAACUCAUCAUCUUCUCGACCGGCAGCAAGGGGAAAGGGUAUCCUCUCUGCCCGAUGUGCUACAACGCCCCUCCAUUCGAGAACAUCGAGCCAGGGAUGGGAUGCAACGCUUGUGUUCAUCCAACGUGCAGACACAGUCUCACGACCACAGCCAUCACCUCUUGUCCGGAUGAGGGCUGCAACGGCGUGCUUGUCCUGGAUGCCACAUCCGCGCCCCGCUGGAAGAUGGGAUGCAACAAAUGCAACAUUGUCUCCAGCUUCAACGACGUCGUCAAUGAAAUCACGAUCCAGGAUGAUGUAUGCGGUGACUGUGGCGCACGCCUCAUGACGGUUCAGUUCCAGAAGAAGGAGGGCAAGGACGACUUCACCGGAUGCGUUGUUUGUGACGAUGAGCUGGAUGUCUUGCUCGAGACAAAAGUCGUUCGUGCCGGCAGGUAUCGCGGCCGUGGUCGACGAGGAAGAGGCGGUCGCGGCAGAGGCAAAGGCAGAUCGAGCGUAAACAGCCGCGGCGGAAGCAACACCGCUAGUCGUGGUGGUGGAUCCGGACGAGGACGUGGUGGUGGUGGCCGGGGUGGCCAAGGACAGAGGGGAGGCAAUGUCCAAGGACUGAGCUCGCGAAUAGGAUCCAUAUCGCUCUUGGAUGCUAUCAAAUACAAGGGUGGGUCUCAGGAGUGGUAGCCGAAUGAAAUAGCCUCGAGAUGAACGCUGGGUCAGGAUAUCAUUGACCUUGGAUGGAGCGUGCCACUCGUCUAUGGUCCGGUCGUUACAAUACAGAAUCGCCAAUACGAGUGGAACACGCCCUCGUUUCAGUGUCGCUUGUGACUGUGCUGCGAACAUGGACC